This is a messenger RNA of Ctenopharyngodon idella (grass carp), 7221 nucleotides long. Its product is annotated as potassium/sodium hyperpolarization-activated cyclic nucleotide-gated channel 1-like. The record is from RefSeq and is a predicted model, not a curated record. Gene Ontology annotation, cellular component: membrane. NCBI's taxonomy places the organism in Eukaryota, Metazoa, Chordata, Actinopteri, Cypriniformes, Xenocyprididae. Gene Ontology annotation, biological process: potassium ion transport; transmembrane transport. Gene Ontology annotation, molecular function: voltage-gated potassium channel activity. The transcript has 8 exons. The coding region runs from base 1073 to 3805 and encodes 910 amino acids.
UGAACUAACUCUUUAAAAUUACAGCACUUUCUAUAAACACACAUUUAAAGAAUCCUGCUUUCUUUCUUCUUUACUAUCUAAAGCUUACUUUUACACUUGGCAUAGAGAUUAUGAAUAUUGGCUCUUGUACGAUAAAACGCUUGUGAUGUUCUUCAUUUGUAAGUAGCUUUGGAUAAAAGCAUCUGCUAAAUGAUUAAAUGUAACGAUUGGGUUGCUAAAUUUCCUUUGGGUUUUUACAAUGACUUUAAAUGGCUCAUCCAAUAAGAACAGCCAGUCCAGUCAGAACUGUUUUAUAAUAUUAGUUACACUGUUUAGAGACUUUUGUUUUCAAACUGUUACAUAAUGUGAAGUUGGUUUUGAACUCAUGCCAGCCUUUUGUUCAAAUAAUCAUCUUUUGGAUUGUGUCCAUCAAGUAAAAAGAGAAAAGAGUCAAAAGAGAUGAAGUACCAUUCAGUUGUUGUUCAAAAACUAAACUAAAAUAAAAGGUAUAAAUAUGUUCAAAAUAAUACGUUAUUAAAAUAUUGAUAUUUUUAUUAAAUUUCAACUAUAAUAGAACUUACCAUUACCAUAAUACAAAAUGUAUUAAAAAUGAUUUUGUCAUUCCACAAACCCCUAUGGCAUAUGAGAUUUUUUUGACCGCCUUAACCACAGAGAUGUUAGUCUUUCAUAAUAUAAUUACCAUUUCAAUUCACCUCAUAAUAAAACAUGCCCUUCCCAAAUGCUUUACAUAACCCUGAUUUGCAUCUACAACAUCAUGUUCAAAUUGUGUUCCUUUGGCACUCUUUCAGUCUGGAAGCCCAUCCGCGCAGGCAGCGCAGUGCGUCCGCGACACGCUUGGAGAGAAACGGGACGCGGGUCGCGCUCAAUCCCAACAGUAGAUGGCAGCAGCCCAAGAAAGCUGAUCCCGUCAGGUUCACCCUACUCUGCCUCUCAGUUGUGCAGCAGCACUCGCACUGGAGGCAGCGGUGGUUUGAGGGACGUCCAAUGAAACAGAAGAGCCGCCAGCUGCUCCUUUCGACUUUUACGCGUAGACUGUCCUCCGCACCCGGAGACAGCACGUUCUGAAACCGCCAUGGAAGACAAAUCCAAUUCGUUCUCGAGCAACAAAGAGGAGAAAGUGGAUGGGAAUAAUGUGUUCCAAAGGCAAGACUCGAUCUUGAAGAACAGCAUGGGGAGCCAGAACAUGAAAGACCACGGCAACUCAGUGGGUGUCAAGGGGGACCGGGAAGAAGCCAUGGUCGGUUUUGACGAUAUAGACGCCGCGUCCAGGCAAUCCGGGUUUAUGCAGCGGCAAUUUGGAGCCAUGAUGCAGCCCGGGGUGAAUAAGUUCUCCUUGCGGAUGUUCGGGAGUCAGAAAGCCGUGGAGAAAGAGCAGGAGAGAGUGCAGACGGCUGGAUAUUGGAUCAUUCACCCCUAUAGUGAUUUUAGGUUCUACUGGGACUUGAUAAUGCUCAUCAUGAUGAUGGGGAAUCUUAUUAUCAUUCCUGUGGGAAUUACCUUCUUUUCCGAGCAAACCACCACCACCUGGCUCGUCUUCAAUGUGGCCUCGGACACCAUAUUCCUGGUGGACCUGGUCAUGAACUUCCGAACGGGAAUUGUGAACGAGGAGAGCUCGGAGAUCAUCUUGGACCCAAAGGUCAUUAAGAUGAACUACCUGAAGAGUUGGUUCGUGGUAGACUUCCUGUCCUCCAUCCCAGUGGAUUAUAUCUUUCUAAUAGUGGAGAAAGGCUUCGAUUCGGAGGUCUACAAGACGGCCCGAGCGCUGCGUAUCGUACGCUUCACCAAAAUCCUCAGCUUGCUCCGUCUUCUCAGGCUUUCACGCCUCAUCAGAUACAUCCACCAGUGGGAGGAGAUUUUUCAUAUGACGUAUGACCUGGCGAGUGCAGUGGUAAGAAUCUUUAAUCUGAUUGGCAUGAUGUUGUUGCUGUGUCACUGGGACGGAUGCCUGCAGUUCCUGGUGCCCCUCCUGCAAGACUUCCCUCCUGAUUGCUGGGUGUCCUUAAACGGUAUGGUUAACGACUCCUGGGGAAAGCAGUACUCUUACGCCCUAUUUAAGGCCAUGAGUCACAUGCUGUGUAUUGGGUAUGGAGCCAGGGCGCCCGUCAGCAUGUCAGACCUUUGGAUCACCAUGCUUAGUAUGAUUGUAGGCGCUACCUGUUACGCCAUGUUUGUGGGCCACGCCACAGCUCUCAUCCAGUCUCUGGACUCGUCUCGACGACAGUACCAAGAGAAGUACAAGCAAGUGGAGCAGUACAUGUCCUUCCACAAGCUGCCUGCUGACAUGCGGCAGAAAAUCCACGAUUACUAUGAACAUCGCUACCAGGGAAAAAUCUUCGAUGAGGACAGCAUACUUAACGAGCUCAACGACCCACUCAAGGAGGAAAUUGUGAACUUCAACUGUCGCAAGUUGGUGGCCACUAUGCCCCUGUUUGCAAAUGCAGACCCUAACUUUGUGACGGGAAUGCUGAGUAAGCUAAAGUUUGAGGUCUUCCAGCCCAACGAUUACAUUAUUCGUGAGGGAACCGUGGGUAAAAAGAUGUACUUCAUACAGCAUGGAGUGGCCAGCGUCAUUACCAAAUUCAGCAAAGAGCUGAAACUCACAGACGGAUCAUACUUUGGAGAGAUCUGCCUGUUGACGAAGGGUCGUCGUACAGCUAGCGUCCGCGCUGACACCUACUGCCGACUUUUCUCGCUGUCUGUGGACCAUUUCAACGAAGUCUUGGAGGAAUAUCCCAUGAUGCGGCGCGCUUUCGAAACAGUGGCAAUCGACCGCUUGGACCGCAUCGGGAAGAAGAACUCACUCCUGCUCCAGAAAUUUCAGAAGGAUCUGAACGCUGGCGUCUUCAACACUCAGGAGAACGAGCUGCUGAAGCAGAUCAUUCGGCAGGACCGAGAGAUGGUGAUGAUGGUGGAUCGGAAGCAAUCGGUCACGGGGAUGAACUCCACGCCGAUGUCUGGAAACUCCAUCAUUAACUCUCCUGCUCAGCCACCGUUUACUACAGCGACAGCUAUUCUUGGGAACAACCAAUUACAGCAGCAGGCCGCCCCACUAAGCUACAGCACCUCCGCCACUAUAACCCCAUUAGGCCGCGUGCCGCCCUCACAGGGCGUCACGUUUUCGGCGCCGAGCGUUUCUCACGGUAACUUGAGCACCUCUUCCCAGAAUCCCCCUACGCCCUUGCAGCAACCGGUGGGGGCGAUCAUGUCCCCUUGUUCGUUCACCACAUCCAUUUGCAGUCCCCCGGUGCAGACCCCUAUAGCCAGCCGAACAUUCCAGUACGGAUCGCCGACGGCCUCCCAACUGUCCCUUGUACAGCAACCCUUACCCCAGCAGUCCUCGCCCGGCUCCAUACCACAACAACCGGCGCAACAACAGCCGCAGCAAUCGCAAGGGGCGUCCCCUCAGAGAAGCGAUGUCCACAAGAGCGCACAGGUGCUCCAGUCAGGCAGCCUGAGCAAGGACUUACGCCACCUCUCUGCCUCGCAGCCGUCACUGCCCCACGAGACCUCAUUGGCUGCCCGAGCACACCCCACAUCAGGCGAAUCACUCGCUUCCAUUCAGCCACCCAUGGGAUCCGCGGCAGGCGUCCAGGCCCCGGGCUCCGUGCUGCAAAGCGGCAUCCGUACCAACGUCCCACAGAGGGUCGCCCUUUUCCGGCAGAUGUCAUCGGGCGCGUUACCGCCGGUGCGCAUGGCGCCUUCUAGUGCCCAGCACAGGGAUUCCACGGGCUCCAGGAGAGAGUCGGCAGUCUUAAGCAGUACAGAGACGGAACAAGACAAGAUGCGGUUCGCAUCGAAUUUAUGAUCCCAUUUUACUUUUUUCACAUUCAUUUUUUUUUAAAAGAUUGAUUUUUAUGGAGAGACAAAAAAUGGGGAAAAGACUUGUAUUUUUUUUCCUCCAACUUCCUCUGAGAAAAAAUAACCUCAUAGCUAUCCUGUACAGAAUUUCCUUGUACUAUAUUUUAGACACACUUCCCCUUCAACUUAAGAAUGUAUAUUAUACAAAUAUAUAUGUGUGAAUCCAACUAGAAUAUUUGGCAUUGACCAUAUGGGAAAAAAAAAAAAAACUCUAGUAUAAACGCAAGUCUUCCUCUCUAACAUAUGUGACUUUAACGUGUCUGAAGAUGUUCUUUUCUGUUGACGUUUUUCAUUACAGUUCAGAUUUUUCGUUUUUGGUACGGGAAUGCAAUGAUGUUUUUGAAUGUGUUUUUGUUGAAUUUUUGUUCUCGACGAGAAGAUGAUAAAACAAGUCCAGCACUCAGCAGCUUUUGGCAUCACUGUGGAAAAUGUUUGCGCAAAACGAACCUGGGAAAUACUGACAUGUUUAAAAAGCACAUCUACAAACUUUUACCGGCUGGAAAAAAAAAAAGAUAAUAUCAGAAAAUACUCGGCGCACCAAAUCAAGGUGCAAUUUCGACAUCUGCAAUACUUCGUGUUGUGCAGUAAUUGCGUUGUGUUUCAAGACAGCCUUUGUGCAUUAAAGGGAAUAAAUGUAUUUAUUUUAUUUUUUUUUUCUGUUUUUUUUAUUUUAAUUUAGUUUAUUUUUACAAAGGGUGUGUGGUCAAAUCGGAUGGUUUUAUUUUCUAUAUCUGAUUUCAGAACGAGACAGACAUUAUGAAAUGUCACUUAAAGACUGUACAUUUACAAUAUUUAUAAAACUAAAGAUUAUCACCAUUAUGCAAUAGACUGUGAUAUAAAGAUUACCUAUAUGUGUGUUGUACAUAGUUUUGUAGAAAUAGUAUUUAAAAAAAGUAAUGUGUGGUGCAUUUCAACAUGGCAAUGUCUUAUCUCUGUCAGCCGCCUGGGUAAUGUCUAUAUAUGCAUAUAUAUAAAUAUAUAUUCAAAUGGUAAUAUGUGACAACAAACAUCAGAAACAAUCAUUAGAGAUAAGAAAACCUUAAUGCAAAUAGUAGCACUAUACUGUAGGUAGCACUAUAUGUAUUCCAAAAUAUCUUGCUGGUCAAAUGUAAAGGUAUACGAGUGGGGUUUGGGGGGGGGAUUCAUCAUCAACAUCAUCAGCUUAUCAGCAGCAAAGCUUAAUGCAAAUGUUACAUCAUCAUUUACAUUUUACAAUCCGUAAAUGGAAAUCAAAUUGAACAUUUCCUGGGCUGACGUAACAUAAGGAAGCCACCAGCUGUCUGACGCUUUCUUUUAUGAUAGUUUUAUAUUAAUAGUGUUCAUCUCAUAUCAGUAUUAUGUACACACUACUCUAACGUCAUACUAUUACAUAGAACUGGAUGUUCUGCAUUUUCCAUUAUUUUUCAUAUUUAAAGACUGUGAAAGCAUACCAUUUAUUUAUGUAUUUAUUUCACUGAAUGUACAAAAACAUCAACCUUUAAUUUUAACCUUUAUGCAACAUAAAAAUCUGUAAACCGAUGGCACUGCAGACACAACACAAUUAUCCAAGCAGAAACUAUUCUGCAUUUUUUACAAGAGUAAUUAUGUGAAUCCAACAAAGUGUCAGAGAGAAUAGAUGGACAAAAUAUAGAUAUUCAAAGAAAGUAAAACAGAAGCUGCUUUGCAUUAAGGUUUUUAUCUCUCCCGUUCGUCGAUUCAUCCAGUCUGGGGCUUAAGACUUUGAAACGGCAUGUCAGUCGCCCGUAUUGGGCGUAACUAGAGGUAACUAGCAGCUGUGACUUAUUUGACUAUUUUAAUUUAUUCUUACAAUACUGCUACCGAAAUUCGGUAGACUAAAGCAAAAACUCAUCUGACCUGUGCAAAGUCUCCAAGCCCCCUUGCACAAUGUCAAAAAAAAAAAAAAGAAAAACCCCACUUGUGUCAGUAGUACCGUACCAGUGCAAAUCCCAUACAGCGACCAUAAACGCAUGCAUUAACAUAAAUACUUAAAAAGAGAAACUAUUUAAAAAAUGUUGAGAUUUAAAUGUAUUGUGAGAUUAUGUUUUUUUGUUUAUUGUCUGCCUAGACGUUCUCUGUGUAUCAGAAACAUUGAAUUUUCACGAAAAGGACAUUCUUAAGUAUUUGUGCCUAAACUAUAGCCAUGUUUCAUCCUGUUCCUUUCAUGAGUGUGACUCGUGUGUGUGUGUGCGCGCUCGCACACGUGUAUGUAAACAAGUGUAUACGUAUUUGUUCAAUGUUUUUCAAUGAGAACAAAAAGCAAUGGGAAUGGCCAAAAGUAUCGGAUCAAAAAGAAAAAAUGGGAUCGCAGCGGUCUUUGCUUGGCAUAUGCGAUUAACAAACUAGUGAAAAUACCAAGUAUAUCUAUCCGCAUUUAACAAACUAAUCAGUAUCGACUGGAAUCACGACAGAUCCUGGGAAUGGUUAAAUGUGUGUGGGACUAAACUUUAUAGCCACUGAUGUUGUGUGGAAUGAAACUGGCCAAAGCGAAACAUUUCAAACUUUCAUUGUGAAUUGCACUUUCUGUUUAAAGAGAGAGAGAGAGAAAUCUAGAAGCAGAAACAUAUACUGUACAUUAGUUGGUUAACUAAAGGGGUUGAAUACAACAAAAAGUGUUUAACUCCUGCUAUGCCAUAGUGUAUAGAAACUAGUGUACAGAUAUCUGCUACUUUUUGAUACUGUACUUGCCUUUGGAGGGGAACGCUUCCCGUGUUAAUGUGCUUUUUCCUCUCAGCUUUAAAUACUGUUAGAAUGGGAAGGAGAGACACUCAUACAACAAUACACAAAAAAAAAAAAAAAAAUGCUGUCACUUUCUGAGGAGGCGUUUAAGAAAACCAGCACAUAUCUUCGUAUGUUUGUUUGUUUUUUAUUUAUUUUUAUCAUAUAUUUGUGUUUAUGUCAUGGGAAAUGAACAAUGCAAAAGAACAAGAGGGAAGAGUGAUGUUUUAAUAAAGGGAAAAAACUAAAUGUUUGGUUUGCAGCCUCUACGAUUCAGGUGAAAUUAUUUUGUUUGAUGUGUUCUAUGAUGUGAUGCAAAUGAUGGAAGAUUCUAGAACAGGCCUCAAGCUCUUAAUCUCAGCUGAUUUUUUUUCCCAUUAUGCUCGUUCAUGCAUACCGACGCUUGGUUUAAAAAAAAAAAAAAAGAAAAAAAGAGAAAAAACGGGGACAAAAAUCAUUCAAUAAAUAACAAAACAUGAACAAUUAGUUACUUGAUCCUGAAUAAAGAAAGGUAAAUGUAUACUUUCUUAUACAUAUAUGCAGACAAACGGUGUUUGUCAAAAAAUUACUUUGAUUUUCUUUUUUGUUUCUUUGUAAAUAAUAAACCUUUAAAAUAUAGAGAAAAAAUAAAAGAACUAUUGCCAUUUA